AUGUUCGCUGUACAGAUACUUGAUGCACUGGCGGAGGCGGCCGUCCUCCUUUUGUUUGACAUUGCGCCGACGUGCACUAGCAGUGAAGACGACGACAACUGUGCAUGCACCAGUGCCUGCAUCACGGCGGUGAACAGCUGUGGUUCACUGGACUCCUCCGUGCCGCGGGGUCAGAUGAAAGCAAUGCCUCAUGACAACACCGAUUCAUCGAGCCCACCCACAUAUUCAUCCAUGGAUGGCAGCAGCUAUGUGCAGUUGACAAUGGAGGAGAUUCUACUAAUGCAGCAGGAGCAAGCACGUGAGGGCAAUGAGCCUGCCCGCCGCAGGCAGGGGAGUAGCUGCACUAGCGUUUCGUCUGGCUGGACGGCUGCCGGGAGGCCGCUUGUGCGGAACCCCUCCUUCGACACAGAGGACGAAUCAUGA
Messenger RNA from Trypanosoma grayi, 423 nucleotides. RefSeq lists its product as hypothetical. Bases 1 to 423 code for a protein of 140 amino acids. The record is from RefSeq and is a predicted model, not a curated record. The transcript has a single exon. Lineage: Eukaryota; Euglenozoa; Kinetoplastea; Trypanosomatida; Trypanosomatidae.